AUGAGCUUUGUGCUCCCGGCCCUCAGCCUCUGCCCCAAAGCUGCCAUCCAGAUCCUGACCUCAGGGCUGGGCACCCUGAGCAAACUUUGCCUCCCGCACCGAGAGAUGUCUUGCUGCAGACCCUGUCCCCCACGGCCCUGCGGCCCCUGUGGCCCAACGCCCCUUGCCAGCAGCUGCACUGAGCCCUGCAAUGCCCGCUGCGCUGACUCCACCGUGUACAUCGAGCCUUCGCCGGUGGUGGUGACCCUGCCGGGCCCCAUCCUCACCUCCUUCCCUCAGAGCACAGCCGUGGGAUCCUCUCUGUCAGCUGCUGUGGGCAGCUCCCUCAGCACCGCGGGGGUUCCCAUCUCUUCUGGGGGCUCCCUUGGCCUGGGGGGCUCAGGCCUGUGCCUGCCUUUCUCCCGCUGCGGUCAGAUCUGCUGA
Molecule: messenger RNA, 423 nt
Organism: Melospiza melodia melodia
Lineage: Eukaryota; Metazoa; Chordata; Aves; Passeriformes; Passerellidae
Product: feather keratin Cos1-1/Cos1-3/Cos2-1-like
Exons: 2
Coding region: 1-423 (140 amino acids)
Cellular component (GO): intermediate filament
Molecular function (GO): structural constituent of cytoskeleton
Source: RefSeq, a predicted model, not a curated record